CUUGGAAACUCCUCACUUCUCUGUCUUUAUAGCUUUACUUUGAUCACAAGGCACAUGUUGAAACCCACAGACUUGAUUCUCAACCACCUAGUCAUAGCGAACAACUUGGUUCUUCUUUAUAAAGGAAUUCCUCAGAUAUUGGCGACAUUUGGGUUAAAAUCUUUUCUGGAUGAUGCUGGAUGUAAACUUGUCUUUUACUUACACCGAGUGGCCAGAGGGGUUUCCCUUACUACCACGUGCUUCCUCAGUGUUUUCCAGGCCAUUAAGCUCAACCCCAAUAUCCCAAAGUGGAUGGAACUCAAUAUUAGAUCCCAAAAGUACAUUGGCUUUUGCUGUUUCCUCUGCUGGAUCUUGCAUUUCCUAUUAAAUAUCUUUAUUGCUAUGAUUGUUACUGGACCAAGAAAAAGCAAAAACAUAAGUAUGGAGAAAGAUUAUGGGUUCUGUAAUUCACCUGUUCCAGACAGAUAUUUGGUCAUAUUACACGCGGUCUUGUUCUCCUUCACUGAUGUUGUGUGUGUGGCCCUCAUGGUCUGUGCCAGUGGCUCCAUGGUCUUUGUCCUGCACAGGCACAAAAAGCGAGUCCAACGCCUUCACAGUGGCAGCCUUACUCCCAGAUCUUCACAUGAGGUGAGAGCCACAAGCACCAUCCUGAUCCUCGUGAGCCUGUUUGUGUCUUUUUAUUCUCUCUCUUCCAUUCUGUCUUUUCUGGUAACCCUGAGUGUGAACCCAAGUAGCUGGCUCUUGGUCACCUCCAUGCUAACAACUUCAGGCUUCCCAACAUUCUGCCCCAUUUUGCUCCUUGCCAGGGACACCCGUGUGUUUCAGUUCUGUUCUGCCUGGGAGGCUGUACCGUUGGGCCUUCGCCUAGGAGGCGGGGCGUCAGCGCAUCCCCAAAGCCGGCUACUCGACAGGAACUACACUACCCAGAAGCCUCUGCGCUUCCUGCGAACGGGCGGCGUCAAGGCGGGACUUCCGUCAUCUUCUUCGCGGUGGACAUAUUGUCGGCGCUUUUGGGGCGUCGGGUGGGUUCCUAGUGGACAGAAGGCCCAGGAGCUGACGCUGUCUGUACUGCAGAAAGGCUUGGCCGUGGCGGCGCCCACGAAGGCCUCCGCUCCACCACCAACAGGUGACGGCCGUGCCGGGUCGCCACUUGGUACUGUCCACAGGCCGUGA
This is a messenger RNA of Lepus europaeus (European hare), 1173 nucleotides long. RefSeq names its product vomeronasal type-1 receptor 1-like. Gene Ontology annotation, biological process: G protein-coupled receptor signaling pathway. Bases 55 to 1173 code for a protein of 372 amino acids. The transcript is spliced from 2 exons. Gene Ontology annotation, molecular function: pheromone receptor activity. NCBI's taxonomy places the organism in Eukaryota, Metazoa, Chordata, Mammalia, Lagomorpha, Leporidae. Gene Ontology annotation, cellular component: membrane. The record is from RefSeq and is a predicted model, not a curated record.